Messenger RNA from Symbiodinium pilosum, 2715 nucleotides. Lineage: Eukaryota; Dinophyceae; Suessiales; Symbiodiniaceae. The record is from the annotation of a GenBank genome assembly.
AUGCGGCUAGCCCUGGCCUGCGCUGUCGCCCAGGGAGCGGAUGUCUUCCUCCUCGACGAGCCGACAAACCACUUGGACUCCGUCGCUGUCAAGUGGCUCCAAACCUACCUGGUGACACAGGGCAAGCGGAUCACGGCCAUGAUCAUUUCGCACGAUGCCGGCUUCCUCAACCAUGCCUGUACGGACAUCGUGCACUUCACGAAAGAAGGAAAGCUGGUAUACUAUGAGGGGAAUUUUGAUGCCUUCAGGGCAAAGACAAAGCUUGAUGCAGAGGGAGCCAAAAGUGUGCUAACUGUGCGAGGCCACGAGGGCAAGACGCAGGACGACCAAGACAAGCCGGCCGAUGCAAAGCAGCUGGGGGUCAUGCCCGCAGACGGAGAUGAAGAUGGCAUGAGGUUCCCUAUGCCAGGCAAGAUCGAAGGUCUCGGCACCGCCAGCAAGCCAGUAGCAACGGUCACCAACUUGAACUUCAAGUACUUCGAGGACGGCCCGCUAGUGCUGAAAGGAGUGACUGUCCGGCUGACUAUGGGCAGCCGUAUUGGGGUGGUCGGUCGAAAUGGGGCUGGCAAGUCAACAUUGCUGAACCUCCUUGCCGGAGAGCUCCUUCCCCCUGAUGAUGAGACGGGAGAAGUCAGUUCGGUCUGGAGACACAGAAACCUCCGGCUGGCCUACAUCGCCCAACACCACUUCUUUCAUCUGUCCGAGUUUUUCAAGAGCACACCCUUGCACUACUUCCAGACGCGCUUCAGGCAGGGCUAUGAUGAGGAGACCCAGCGAAGGUUGACUCUGCCGCAGAGUGAGGAGGAGGCGCAGUACAGGAAGGACAUGGCGGGUAAACAUGGCAAGCGUGGCAAGGAAGUGGAAGCGCUACUCUCUCGACAGAAGAGAGGCCGCCAGAUCCUGUACGAGGUCAAGUGGAAGGGCUUGGAUGACGCCAAGCAGAACACAUACGAGCCCCUCACCAAGCUGAGACUGUUGGGCGUCGAGAAGAUGUGUGCAGCUCUCGAUGAUAGAAUUGCUUGUGCCGAAACGGCACUGAGACCGCUGAGCACCCGCGAAAUUGUCAAGCAUCUGGAACCCUUUGGAAUCACGGAGAACAUGACCUGCCACCGGAUGAUAGAGGGCUUCUCCGCUGGGCAGAAGAGUAAGCUGAUGAUGGCUGCAGCAAUGUGGACCAAACCUCAUGUCAUUGCUUUUGACGAGCCGACAAAUUACUUGGACUUCCAGACGGUCAACUCGCUAGCGAAAGCCAUAAAGCUCUUCAAAGGCGGAACUAUCGUGGUAACGCACAAUGCUGAUUUUCUUCAAGAAGCCUGCGAUGAAAUCUGGCAUGUGGAAGAUGGCCGAGUCACCAUCGAAGGCAAGGAUGGAGCUCUCAAAAGCUUGGCCGCCAAGAACGCAGCCGCAAAGGCAGAGAAAGCCAAACAGAAGAUGGAAGCUGCACGGGUCAAGGAGGAGAAGGCAGCCUCGGGGCCAUCUGAUGCCGAGAACGCGCUACAAGUGUAUCUACAAGCCCGGCAGAAGCUGGGAGCGCCAAAGGCCGACAUCAAGCUCAACAGUGUUGACCUGCGGUCCUUGGAUGGCUCUGAACUCCUUCUCGGCACAGAUCUCACUCUCAACCAAGGUCGGCGCUAUGGUCUGAUUGGUCGCAACGGGGCGGGGAAAAGCACGCUGCUGCGCGAGAUUGCAUAUUAUAAGUUUGACAAAUUCCCAAAGAAUCUCAAGGUGUUGAUGGUGGAGCAGGAAGUAGUUGGAGAUGACCGGAAGCCUGUUGAGUGGGUCCUCCACAGCGAUGUUGAGAGGAGGCUCCUGCUGCAGGAGCAGAAGGCCCUUCAGGACAAAGAUACGAAAGAUGCUGCAGAGUCGGAGAGAUUAAAGCAGAUCGCGGACAGACUGCAAGAGAUUGGCUCUGAUGAUGCUGAGCCGCGCGCUGCCAAAAUCUUGCGAGGACUUCAGUUCACAGAAGAGCUAUUAGACACGCCGACAUCUUCGCUGUCCGGUGGGUGGCGAAUGCGCGUGUCGUUGGCCUCGGCCCUUUUUGCACAACCUGAGCUUCUUCUCCUAGACGAACCUACCAACCAUCUAGAUUUCCCAGCUGUUCUCUAUUUGCAGGAUUACCUGCUCUCAUGCAAGAACACCUGCCUUAUUGUCUCCCAUGAUCGUGGCUUCUUGAAUGCAGUCUGCUCCGACAUUAUUCUGCUGAACGGCAAGAAGCUGACGUAUUACAAGGGCGACUACGACACCUAUGUGCAGACGGUGAAGGAGACGCGACUUGCACAGCAGCGAGCCUACGACGCGCAGCAAAAAGAGAUCUCCCAUAUCCUGGAGUUCAUCAACAAGCAUGAUGAGCGGCCAAAGAUUGUGGCACAGAAGGCAAGCAAGCAAAAGAUGCUGGACAAGAUGGAGAAGAUCGAGGAUCCUGCCAUAACUUUCAACGACGCGGCGUCUCUUUCCAUCCGCUUUCCAGAACCCGGCCAGCUGCCCAAAAAUCAGCUCAUUCAGUUCGAUGGCAUGAGCUUUGCGUAUGCUGGCAAGGCCCCGCUGUUCGAGAAUGCAACUGCCAACUUGGACAUCUCUGGCAGGAUUGGCAUUUUGGGUGCGAAUGGCGCUGGCAAAUCCACUUUGUUGAAAGUGAUGCAGAAGAAGCUGAUACCAACCGCUGGGCAGAUUGACAUCAAUCGCAAUGCCAGAAUAGGCGCUCCAGCCUUGUCAUGA